AACCAAUGCAUCAGCUCUGAUCAACAGCAGCGGCUGCGGUUCCUAGUGAGAUCCCACGGGGUUUGGCAGAGAUGGUGCACACAGAGAUCGCUCACUCCCUGGGAGCUGAGUCCCGGCCACGUGCUCGGAACAGGGCCGAUGUCGCGACCAUGGAGGCCCAGGGCAGCUGAGGGGGGGCUGAAGAAUGGAGCCAAAGGUUGGGGAUGGGGCGUCUGUGAUGACACAGUGCAUCACAAUGCAGGGCUGGCAUCGAGGCCAGCAGCGGGCAGCGCUGCUCCACUUUGGCCUGGGCCAGCGGUGAGUGCAGCAGCAGGGGGAAGGCUGUGCUGGGCCGGGCGCAAACAGCGGCCUCAGCCCCCGCUGCCUCCCAGCUCCCUUUGCCCCGCUCCUACCUGACCCCAGGGGCUGCGGCUCCUGGCCCCGCUCCCCCAGCCGUGCGCGAGCUCCCACCCAGCCCCACUGACCUCCCCUCUCUCAUCUCUUCCAGAUCAUGGCUUUGGCGUUUUUCUUCGCCUUGUUGGCGCAGAGAUUGGCUUUUGUUGGUGAUGAGUUCGAUGCAGAAACACUUGAACGCAUGCGUCAGCGUGAGGUGUUUCUGCGAGAGCAGAUGACCAAGAUGCUGGAGGAGAUCGAGCAGAGCAGGAUGGAUGUGCAACCCUGGCACGUCAUUGCACAGCUGCCUUGGAAAACUUGGGCCUUGACUGCAGUGCUGCUUUUCCUGCUCUUGCUCUUGGUCCUGUGCAUAGAUAUGCAAGAGGAAACGGAGAUCCAAAACGUAACCAAGAAGCGGAGAAAACCUCACAUUGAGAUGUGGGAGCCGGUGUACCACGAAGGCUCCGAUGACGUUACCUUCGUCAGCAGGUUUUACUGUCCGUUCUCCAUUUGGCCGCUGAAGACCAGGAGACGCAUGUGCGCGUUGGUGGAGGAUCUGAUGUAUGAACUUGUGAGCAUCUGUCAGAUAAUUCCCCAGAGUUUCUUCAUGCCACGGCUGCAGCAAGCCGUUGGGGUGGGCGUUGGCUUAGAAAACAACAGCACCGAUGAGAACUCCGUCGUCUACCGCAUGCUCGUGCCCCUGAAGGCCCCCCCGGGACAUGUCUUCCACUUGGAGCACGGCCCCAGGGCGAGGACGGGGGUGAGGAAUUCCCGCCUCCGCGUGGAGCUCACCUGCACUUGCAUAAGGGAGCGGGUGGUGGGGGACAUGAUGUGCUUCCUCCACCAUCCUGAGGACCGGCUGAGGAAAGAGCAGAUGCCCAGCCUCCUAGAAACCCUCUGCCAAGACUCCUACCUGGAUAUCGAGGAAACUGCAGCCUGGUUCCAGGAACUGGUGACAGUAGCCUGGCUGGAUACACCUCAAUCGCUAACAGUGCAGGUCGAGAUGCUGCCCUCCAACCGAUUCUGCACGCUGACCACCGCCACCGGCAAAGUCAUCUGGAUUGAGCUCAUGCUCGGGAUACAGCUCGAGGACUCGGACACGUUCCUGAGCUUUGAGUAGGCAGGGGCUGUCGUUAGCAGCAGCAUGAGGAGGCCGCACAGGUGCACCGCCACAGAAACGCCCUUCUUCACAAAACAGCCAGGCAUGCCUGGCACAACAGAUUCCAUCACAAACAUCUACAGCACUGCGUCCCUGUUCAAGAAUACAUCUGGGACAGGAAUGGGGGUCUUCACCACCACAGAUGCUAAAACACCCAUAAAUAAACUAAGCACAGUAACAAGUGCUUUAUACACAUUACAACUGUCGUUGUGGUCUUCUCUAUCAGCAUUAGGAUGUAAGCAAUGUUUCUUGUCUGAUAUUCUGCCUCAGUGGGGAAGAAUAAAUGAAAGGGACCACCAGGUGGUUGUAGAUGGACUUCAAAUAGCCCAAGAUGCUGUUUCCAUAGGGCUCAGAAUCAUGGAAUUACAGAACCACAAGGGUGGAAAGGGCCUAUAAGAUCAUCUAGUCCAGCCAUCCUCCCAUCACCAUUGCUACCACAAGCUACCAAACCAUAUCUUGUAGCUCCUCACCCAGAUAGCACUUCAAAAUGACUAGGGACACUGGCUCUACCACCUCCCUGGGCAGCCAGUCCUGACCACUCUCAGAGCGAAAAAGUUUUUCCUGAUGUCUAAUCUAAAUCUCCCCUGGUACACCUCGUGGCCAUUUCCUUGGGUCCUGUUUGUU
This is a messenger RNA of Coturnix japonica (Japanese quail), 2155 nucleotides long. NCBI's taxonomy places the organism in Eukaryota, Metazoa, Chordata, Aves, Galliformes, Phasianidae. The record is from RefSeq and is a predicted model, not a curated record.